Messenger RNA from Anopheles aquasalis, 656 nucleotides. Its product is annotated as 37 kDa salivary gland allergen Aed a 2-like. The record is from RefSeq and is a predicted model, not a curated record. Gene Ontology annotation, molecular function: odorant binding. Lineage: Eukaryota; Metazoa; Arthropoda; Insecta; Diptera; Culicidae.
AAUGAACGAGCACUAUAAAAGAAAGGUGGAUGUAAAGAAAAAUCAUUAGUUAAAGAGGAUAUUACGGACAACAUGUUGAAACAGCUCUUGCUUACCGUUGGACUAGUAUGGUGCCUAGUGGCGUUAGUCCAGGCAGGAGAGCCAAAAACUGUAGAGGAAUGUGAGAAGAAUAUUCCUGCUUCUUUGAAGGGUCGCAUCUGCGAACUGCGUCAGUACACACCCGACGCCAGCCCAGACAUGGACAAGCAUAUGCAGUGCGUGUUGCGUGUCGUAGGAUUCGUCGAUCGAAACGGAGAAGUUGAGUUCCAAGAGCUGUUGGGAUUGCUAACAAUCGCUGAACCGCAAGGAAAACAUGUAGAAAACAUAAAGAAGUGCGUAGCAGAAUCGGCAAAGGUGGAUGCCAGCAAGAAAGCCAACACUUUUUACACUUGCUUCUUGAACACGGAUUCUGUCGACGCUUUCAAGAUGUCGGUUGACUUUGUGGAACUGAUUCGGGCUGGUAAGCUAAAGCCAAGCUCCCCAUUCAACGCCGGGCAGGUCAAGACGCUUAUCAAGGAGAUCGAUGAUGGUUUGUGCAACUGAAAAGUAACAGCUGACCCACUAAAUGUGCUGCGGCAUAUUUGAUUUGCAUAUCAAAAAUAAACCUUCUAAUCUCA